Molecule: messenger RNA, 1377 nt
Organism: Liolophura sinensis
Lineage: Eukaryota; Metazoa; Mollusca; Polyplacophora; Chitonida; Chitonidae
Exons: 6
Coding region: 383-886 (167 amino acids)
Source: RefSeq, a predicted model, not a curated record
UGUCUGCCUGGGGCCUGGGUUGGAGAUCACAGUUUCUCUCUCUUGCCCCUUUUCAUUGGCUGCUGCCUGACAAUGUUUUGCCCAGCUACAUAUACCUGUGUCACAGUGUGUAGAUAAUCACAAUAGCACAGAACUUCAGUCCAUGUCAGCUGGGGAUGUGGAUCUGAAAAGACAGGAUGGACAGGAUGCAGCUGCUGUAUGAUGUCAUUAUGAUCGGGGGUGUUCGGCUUUGAUCAUAUCUUUAUAUCCCUACAUCAUUAUUAGUCAGGCCAGAUGAUCAUAAAGACCAGAGAGGAUCAUUCAUAAAGUCAGGAAGAUUUUCAUCUCUUUGUGAACCAUCGCUAGUCAUUUGGAAGGUCUCAUUUUAACACUUUAUGAGACAAUGGACAGGUUGGUUCACCCAGCAUGUCCAGGGAGGGGAUUUCCCAUGGAAUCUGUGAUGACAAACCCCACAGGACAAACCUUUAUGGGAGAUAACUGUAAGAAGAGGAGAAUGACCGAGGACGUCAGCCAUCUUCUCAAUAAUGUAAACGUUACUAGUCAUACUACAAUGCCCUCAGUUUCUACCAGCAAGAGUUUCUUACCAUUACCCAAAUGUGAUCGCAUAUUUCACACAGAAGAGUGGAAACCAAGGGGAACAACUUUGUUCCUGCCAUUGUUGGAAGACAUACUGGUUAACCUAAAAAAUCUGGAACAGAUUAGUUUCAACCGGGGGACAUACUUUGUAGCAGAUAAUGACGGCAAUUAUUCCAGAUCUAUAGAGGGAGAGACGUUGAAUAUGUGGCGUUAUUCAGAACAGGACAGGCACCUGUAUAUAUCCCGCACCUUUCUCUUCACACAUCAUCAGGAUUUCCUUGAUGUUCAGGAGUAUUUACAGUCAUUAUAGUGGUCAUGGAGAGAUGGAUAGCUCAGCUGGGAUUAGAAGACAGAACUCUCAUUCUGCAGAAGAACUCUCUCCGUGGUUGAGUAUUGCCCCACAUCCUACCAGGAUAAUUCAGAAUGGUGCCUGCAGCUUGGAAGCAUAAGCUGACCUGUAACCAACAGAAGUGAGGUUCAUAGGAUUGUGGGCUUUUCCAUUAGGCAUGGAUCACUUUGUCAGUAGUUAGAGUCAUGAUCAUGAUUCAUGGGGAAUUGUUCAGCUGGGAAGAGGAUAGAAUCCUCAUGGCUCUGUAGAAAUCUGUGUGAAUUUGUAAUGAUCAUCUGAUACCUGUCAGGAGAAGUUACAGUCAUGAUCAUGAUUUAUGGGGAAUUGUUCAGCUGGGAAGAGGAUAGAAUCCUCAUGGCUCUGUAGAAAUCUGUGUGAAUUUGUAAUGAUCAUCUGAUACCUGUCAGGAGAAGUUACAGUCAUGAUCAUGAUUCUGGAGGAAUUGUUCAGCU